GCAUGGAGACUAUGGAUUGAAAAAAGGCCAAUGGAACUCAUGGAUGACUCAGUGGGCGACCCAGGUUGUCCACCUGAUAUAUUAAGAUAUAUUCAUAUUGGUUUGUUAUGCGUACAACAAAGACCAGAGGAUAGGCCAAACAUGUCUUCUGUAGUUUUGAUGUUGAAUAGUGAAAAGUUGUUGCCUGAACCAAGGCAACCUGGAUUUUACACAGGAGGAAAUAAUUCAACCAUGACAGAUUCUUCUUCAAGAAAUUGCGAUACUUAUUCUCUCAACGAAAUGUCUCAGUCGUUGUUUGAGGCAAGAUAG
Sphenostylis stenocarpa is the source of this 309-nucleotide messenger RNA. NCBI's taxonomy places the organism in Eukaryota, Viridiplantae, Streptophyta, Magnoliopsida, Fabales, Fabaceae. The record is from the annotation of a GenBank genome assembly.